UCUAUCAUCCUAUGUUCCAUGUUCCAUUCCCAUUUCCCAUCGUUUCAUCAUCGUCAGUUUCUCACAGUCUCCUAUGGGCUGCCGACGGUAUUGUGUGAGAGGGUUUUGCCACCGAUUUAACAUGAUUAUUUAAACAAGAUAAAUCAACUUUAAUUUUAAUUGUAAUUGUUUUUUCAACGAAGAGAUACAAAAACAAUUUACAAAAAAAAAUGAGGGUUGUUGCACUAAUCAGUGGUGGCAAAGAUUCUUGCUUCAAUAUAAUGCAAUGUAUAGCAGCUGGUCACGAGAUUGUGGCUCUGGCUAAUUUAUACCCUGUUGAAAAAGAUGAGCUGGAUUCGUUUAUGUUCCAAACAGUAGGACAUCAAGGUAUCAAGUACAUUGCUCAAGCUAUAGGUUUGCCUAUAUAUCGUUAUCCAACAUUUGGUAAAGCCAAUGUCCGAGAGAAAUAUUAUUACCCUACAGAAAGUGAUGAAGUCGAGGAUCUUUUUAAACUUUUGAGCACAGUAAAGGAACGUGAAAAUAUAGAAGCAGUGUCAAGCGGUGCUAUUCUUAGUGAUUAUCAACGGAUUCGUGUAGAAAAUGUAUGCAGUCGUUUAAAUCUCAUUUCUUUAUCAUACUUAUGGAGGCGGGACCAGGAAGAACUGUUAAAUGAAAUGAUACAAAGUUCCAUUAAUGCAGUACUAAUUAAAGUUGCAGCUCUUGGUCUUGAAACUAAACAUUUGGGCAAGUCUAUAUCUGAAAUGCAACCUCAUCUUAUUAAAAUAAAAGAAAAAUAUGGAGUGAAUAUAUGUGGAGAAGGAGGAGAAUAUGAAACAUUUACUUUAGAUUGCCCUUUGUUUACUAAAAGUAUCAUAAUUGAUGAUUAUGAGAGCAUUGUGAAUUCGAGAGAUGAUGUAGCACCUGUAGGAUAUCUUAGAUUUACAAAGAUCCAUUUACAAGAGAAAGAUAAUGGAGAACUGGAGAAAUUAAGCCUGUCGGAAAGACUAAAAACUGUUUUGAUAAAAUCACCACAAGAUUAUAUUGCUGAAAUCAUUGGUCCAGAGCUUCACGAUGGUUGUAAUUUAUCAGAAGACGAAAAUGACGAACACGCUUGUGAAAACAAUAGUUUAAAAGCAUCGAAUUCAGGUCAAUUUCAUCCUCCAAGUCCAAUGGAAAUUUUGUAUGAAGAGGAAGAUUAUCCAGACGCGCCAAUGGUUAAUAGAAAUCAAACAGGGUGGUUCUGGUUCGGUGGCAUUGUAGGAAAACACCCGGAUGUCACACCUGCUAUGGAAGAGGCAUUGGAGAAAUUAAGCACUCUGAUUCAAAACGAAAAUCUGCGCACGUCCGAUAUCGUUGCAGUAACGUUGUAUAUAAAAGAUAUGUCAAAUUACAAGGCUAUAAAUGAAGCAUACGUUUCCUGGUUAGGUAAAAAAAGUCCGCCAGUUCGUGUAUGCGUAGAAUGUCCUUUGAAUGUACAUGUCGCGCUUGAUGUGACAGCGUAUAAGGAAAACCAAGAUUGUGGGGAUAAAUGGGCCUGUAAGCGACACAUGAUGCAUGUGCAAAGCAUAAGUCAUUGGGCACCUGCUAAUAUUGGUCCUUAUUCUCAAGCUGCCUGUGUGGGUGAUAUUAUUUUAGUCGCUGGGCAAAUACCUCUGGUACCUGGUAAUAUGAAUCUUCUAGAUAUGAACAUUAAACGGCAGUGCCGUUUAACACUAAGACACAUAGAUCGCAUCGUUAAGGCAAUGGAUGCUAAAUUGCGAGACAUAGUACAAGGUAUCUGUUUCCUGACUCAUUCUAGUUAUAUAGUGGACGCGAGAAAGGAGUGGGAAAGGAGGACGAGAAAUGCCAUUGUAGAUUAUGUUGUUGUACCAAAUUUGCCACGUGGUGCUCAAGUGGAGUGGUGCGUUUGGGCUCAUAGGGAUAAUAAUCGAUUUGAAUAUGAAGAAACAGGAAAAUGCGUGGCUAAUUUUAGGAUAGCCAUCAGACGUAGGUGGAAUUACGAAAAUAAUGUUUCGGCAAUUGUAUGCUACAUGUCUACCGGUACAUCUAAUUCUACUGGUAAUUUGACAACGGAGGCAAGUUUGCCGUCCAUAGAACUGAAUGCAAAUGAACUGUCAGAGGCUUUCGAAUAUCUGUUGUGUAAACUCAGGAAAGGCUCGCAGAGUGCAAAUCCGACGUGUAAUUUGCGAAUAUUUUAUAAAGUCGGCAGCUUUCCGGGCCCGAAUUUUCUUCAUAAUGUCCUAUCGAAGUUUUCUACGCAGAAUUUAGUUAUCACCAUUAUACCGGCUAUUCACUUACAUAACUUCAGUACUUUGUUAUCUAUAUGUGGUAUUAGGCAUGAGUAAAUACUCAAAUUAAUUUUAUACAUUGUCAAUUAUUUGUUAGAAUUGGAGUGCGCCUUUAGGAUAAAAAAUUGAAAUCUUUGCUGGAAAACAAGAGUUGCACUAGUUGCAAGAGUUUUUUUGAAACAAAGAGAAAAAAAGAAAAAAAAUACAUUUAAAGUUUCCAUUUCAUGGAAUACUUGCAUGAUUAUUAUAAUGAUAAUUUUAUUUACUGUGAACAAUUGAAGAUUGAAACUGUAAAUGCAUUUUUUUUAAAGCCGCGUUUUUGCUUAUUCGUUUGUUUUACAAUUAAACGCUUCAAUUUUUCGACAAUCGACAAGUCGAACGCGGUUCGAAGAAGAAAGAUAAAACAGUGGUUACCAUAGCACCAAAGUAGCACUGUUAAGUUUUCCUACAUGCGCAAAUACGAUGCUAUUUUGCUUCACCGAUGAUGCAUCGGUGGAUGUAUUUGAGUACUUCUUGCGUUUCAUAUGCGAAGGAUGCGGUUGUUCGCUCGACAUUAACUGACGAUGUAGUUACGUUGCUGUUUUUUCUAGCUGCACUUUUACAUAUUCUCUCGCAAGCUUCCUUUCUCUCCCUUCAUAUCCCGAAACAAUCCUUGUUUCUUUCUUUAAAAUAUUAAAACAAUAGUGAAGUGCAACUAAAAAGAACACGCUAUAUUAUCUUAUCGAAUACUACUAGUCAAUGACGGGUCAAGUGCAAUUCACGAGCUAUGAACCCGUUCCUUAGCACGUAAGUGCUCUUUGAAAACGCGAUUGCACGUUAAGUAUAAUACUCGUAAUAUAUGUACGACUUGUACUGCUGUUACGCUAUGAUUUUUUGCUCAAAAUACUUUGCGAUAUUGUAAUCAUGUGCGGAAUGUUAAUUAACGUGUGUGUGACGUUUUUGUAAAGCAAAUUAAAUCGUGCACAGCCAUUUUUACAAUAGCACUUGACGUUCACUCUUGAAUUUUAAAUAAAAAAUAUAUAAAUAAUAAGAGAACGUAUCACGCGAGAAAAAAGUACAGAAUACUAUAUAUGGAUCGAUUUUUGAUACGAUUGCAAUGCUUGAAUACACAUGAAGAGAAUAUUCUUUUUUUCGACAAUGUUCUUUGCUCUCAAUAAUGUGCUGCCGAUAUUGCUACAUGAUUGUUGAUCAUUGUUUUUGAAAACUGCGUCGCGCAGUUUGUACAGACAAAAAAAAAGAAAUAAAACUUGGAAUCUAUAAGAAUUAACUUACUUGGCAAGAUGCGCUGCACGGCAGCUUCGCAUUCUUUGCGCGUACGUCACUGUUGCUUUAGAAGUAUCUUGUACAGAUUGCAUUACAAAUUAUAAUAAUAAGACGUACUCUGGCGUAAUAUUAUACAAAGUUGAUGCAACGACAUGCCAAAGUUUAUAUAUAUUUUGCAACUUGCUCAUUUUUUAAACAGUCGCAAUUAUACUAUCGUUAUUCUGUAUGUGUACAUAAAUGCAACGUAAUCAACACAAUCUUAUAUAAAUAUAUUGUAAAUCAUUUGACAGCGAAGAAAGAAAGCGCAUUGUUCAAAAUGUGGAUACUGUGUUAGAAGUAUGUAAAAAUACAUAAGAAAAAGAAGAAAAGAUGUUUAUUCGCAUCUAAUUCUUGCAACAAAAUAUUAAUCCGAAGAUUACGUCGCAAAAAAAAAAAUAAAGAAUGAUAUAUAUUUUUAAGAAA
Molecule: messenger RNA, 3992 nt
Organism: Cataglyphis hispanica
Lineage: Eukaryota; Metazoa; Arthropoda; Insecta; Hymenoptera; Formicidae
Exons: 13
Coding region: 210-2324 (704 amino acids)
Biological process (GO): protein histidyl modification to diphthamide
Molecular function (GO): diphthine-ammonia ligase activity
Source: RefSeq, a predicted model, not a curated record